AUGCAGGCAGCCCCCUCAGGCAGCUCCCACCUGUUUGCAGAUGAGGACUCAGGUGCCAUAAGAGGGCCCCAGCCUGUGCCUGGCCCCUUCUGGAGGGGAAAUGCCAGAGAUGCAUCUGCAGGGGUCAGGUUCGUGUCCAGGGAGCACCACCGAGUGCCUNUGAAGAUAAUCACCUUCACCAAGAACAACCAGUUCCAGGCACUGCUCCAGUACGCGGACCCUGUGAGUGCCCAGCACGCCAAGCUGUCGCUGGAUGGGCAGAAUAUCUACAAUGCCUGCUGCACACUGCGCAUCGACUUCUCCAAGCUCACCAGCCUCAAUGUCAAGUACAACAACGAUAAGAGCCGAGACUAUACACGCCCCGACCUGCCCUCGGGUGACAGCCAGCCCUCGCUGGACCAGACCAUGGCUGCCGCCUUUGGUGCGCCUGGUAUAAUGUCAGCCUCUCCGUAUGCAGGAGCUGGUUUCCCUCCCACGUUUGCCAUCCCUCAAGCUGCAGGUCUGUCAGUUCCAAAUGUGCAUGGGGCUCUGGCCCCCCUGGCUAUCCCCUCAGCGGCGGCGGCUGCUGCAGCAGGCCGGAUUGCCAUCCCUGGCCUGGCAGGCGCAGGCAACUCUGUCCUCUUGGUCAGCAACCUCAGCCCCGAGAGAGUCACACCCCAAAGCCUCUUUAUUCUUUUCGGCGUGUAUGGGGAUGUGCAGCGGGUGAAGAUCCUGUUCAACAAGAAGGAGAACGCCCUGGUGCAGAUGGCAGACGGGAGCCAGGCCCAGCUGGCCAUGAGCCACCUCAACGGGCACAAACUGCAUGGGAAGCCUGUGCGCAUCACGCUGUCCAAGCACCAGAAUGUACAGCUGCCCCGUGAGGGCCAGGAGGACCAGGGCCUCACCAAGGACUAUGGCAACUCGCCACUGCACCGUUUCAAGAAGCCUGGCUCCAAGAACUUCCAGAAUAUUUUCCCGCCCUCAGCCACCCUGCACCUGUCCAAUAUCCCGCCCUCCGUGUCAGAGGAUGACCUCAAGGCGCUCUUUUCCAGCAAUGGCGGGAUCGUGAAGGGAUUCAAGUUCUUCCAGAAGGACCGCAAGAUGGCGCUGAUCCAGAUGGGCUCCGUGGAGGAGGCCAUCCAGGCCCUCAUCGACCUGCACAACCAUGACCUGGGCGAGAACCACCACCUGCGUGUGUCCUUCUCCAAGUCCACCAUCUAGGCUGGGACCUCCCGCCGGGCCGGCCACACUUCCGUCAUUCCAGAAGAAAGCCACUUUAAAGCAGCUGAAGUGACCUUAAAAGACCAGAGAUUUUAUUUUUUUAAAGAGAAAUCAGUUUACCUGUUUUUAAAAAAAUUAAAUGGAAUUCACCUUGCUCACCUUGGGGAGUCGGGUGCCGGCCCCUGGGCUCUCGGCGGCGGCACGUGGACAGUGCGCCAGCUCCCCGCCCCGGCCCUCCCAGUGCCUUCUGCGGCCUCCGUGGGUCGGGCGCUCCCAAACCUCACUCGGCUCUCCCGUGCCUUAAGCCUGCUGCUCCAGCAGGGCCUUCUUGGGUAGCAAAAGCGUGGGGGUUUGGGGGAGCAGGCCCUCCCGUGGGGUCCUGUGGCGGGAGGCUGUGCGGCAGGUCCGGCCCACACCCCCACCCACUCAAUUAAGCGUGUGAUUCCCCCACCCCAGGCAAGCCCGGGGCGCCCCAUUGGCUUCAGCUUUGGAGCUCUGGUUCACCAUAGUCUCUGUAUCAGCUUCAAUGCAGACAUCUGUGCCUAGCGAUAUUUCCAGUGACCAAAUAUUCUAAUCUUUUUUUCAUUUAUAUGCAAAAGAAAUAGUUUUGAGUAACUUUUUAUAUAGCAAGAUAAAGAUGGUCUGAGUAACAUACGCCUCCUCUGUGUGACCUCGCAUACUGUACUCCUUUUACCCGAGCCGCAGGGCAGACGUGAUGAGCCGGGGCCCAGGCCUCGGCCACCCAUCUGAGACCCCCGGAUGCCUUACCCUGACCACCCUCCACCCAGGAGUACAAGCGCUCCUAAACUUCCAGGGUUGCUUUCUUUCUGCAAGUUUUGGACCAAAGUUCUGUUUCUGUUUUUUGUCUGCCUCUGAUGCUGGGACCCCAGAAGGGGGGUCUCCUACACGUCCUGUGCUCGGGUCCCGUGCUGGCUGGCCUCUCCCUGGGGUCUGGACCCCCAAAUUUCCAUUAUUGGGGUGGAACAAGGGUGUAAAUAUUUAUAAUUUUUUAUACCUGUUGUAAGACGUGAGGGGCAGCAAACACGGUUUUUUAUGGGACACAGAUGUAUAUUUUGAUAACAGCAAUUACAGGCUCAGUAUUGUAUUGCGGGGCCCAGCACAUCCCUGCCGCCUGACGGCUUAUAAUGUGGAGAGAACCGAAUUAAAAAGCGAUUUUACCACAGU
Molecule: messenger RNA, 2385 nt
Organism: Manis javanica (Malayan pangolin)
Lineage: Eukaryota; Metazoa; Chordata; Mammalia; Pholidota; Manidae
Source: RefSeq, a predicted model, not a curated record